GUACACUUCAAACUGAGGUUAACAGCAUUUGAACCCCAGAGGAGCACGAAGAAGAGAAACGAGGAAAAACAGGAUAUAAGCUGAUCUUCUAUCAACUGAGAAAAUGGACACGCGGUUCACUCGAGGGAAGUCCAGCAUCCUGGAGCGGCCCCUGACUCGACCCAAGACCGAGGUCAGCGUGAGCGCCUUCGCCCUCCUGUUCUCCGAGAUGGUCCAGUACUGUCAGAGCCGGGUGUACUCCGUGUCCGAGCUGCAGACCCGGCUGGCCGACAUGGGCCACAGCGUGGGAGCCAGCAUGCUGGACGUGCUGGUGCUGAGGGAGAAGAAUGGGAAGAGGGAGACCAAGGUUCUGAACAUGCUGCUCUUCAUCAAGGUUAACGUGUGGAAGUCCUUAUUCGGGAAGGAGGCUGAUAAGCUGGAGCAGGCCAACGAUGAUGACAAGACGUAUUACAUCAUCGAGAAGGAGCCGCUCAUCAACGCGUACAUCUCUGUGCCCAAAGAGAACAGCAGCUUGAACUGCGCUGCCUUCACUGCUGGCAUCGUGGAAGCCAUCCUCACACACAGUGGUUUCCCGGCCAAGGUCACCGCCCACUGGCACAAGGGCACCACACUCAUGAUAAAGUUCAACGACUCGGUCAUCGCCAGGGACAAGGCUCUGGACGGCAGAUAAAACACGACUGGAGACUCUGGUUUUUGUUUUUGUUCAUCAGUACAGGAUGAGGAUAAGUCAUCCAGGUCUUGUGUUAAACUGUAGCUGACUGUGAAUGAUAUUGUUUCUGGUAGCUGAUGUGAUGAUGAAUGGAUUUCUGCAACGUACUGAGCCACAUCUACAGCAGAGAAGAUGCAGCUGAUUGGUCCAAAACUUCCAGUUUUCUGUGGAUCUUCUCACUCUUCACCUUCUCAAGUUCCAUACAUUUGUUUACCUUGCAUAACUUUUCAUGUGUAGCUCCAUGUGAGCUAAAGAAAAUACAAAAGUAAUUUCAGGUGAAACUGUUUCUCAUGAAUGUUGCUUCAUUGAAGAUCUGUGUGCAGCCCCCCCCCCCCCCCCUCUCUCUCUCUCUCUCUCUCUCUUUCUUUCCCUCUCUCUCUCUUUGGACCAUCAGAAAAUCCAUUUAGUUUCUGAUAUCCUUCAUCGUCCUGACCACUUCACCACAGAUAGACUUCUGUGGGAAGCACUGACAAAUGAGAAUAUGAUAUAAUAUUAAUUUCUGUCAAUGGAUCCACUUCUAAAUCCCUCACACUGGUCCUUUAAUUAAAUAUCAUGACCUUAGGCCCCGUUAAACUUCUUUUAGACUUUAAAGAGUCUAAACAACAAAUCAUUAAUCAAAUAAAAACAUGGUUAGACAUGAAUCUGAAUAAAAACAACGUUCUAAAUGUUUAUCCUGGUGUUGAGAGUCGAAGUUUUGUUUUUUCUUGUUCACUCCAGUUCAACUCAAGCUCUGAAGUUUCAUCUCUGAAAUAGAUUCACAGUCUGGUGCAGAUCCUUGACGACACUGAGGUCCUCACUGUGUAUUAUUAUAUUUGUAUUAAUAAUAUUUAGAUUAAUUUGUUUCGUGUACGUGUGCGUGUGCAUGCAGAAAUUGAGGGUUUAACAUGCAGGAGUUUCCAUUCCACAAAUAAAAGACUUCAACACUUAAA
This is a messenger RNA of Pleuronectes platessa (European plaice), 1638 nucleotides long. RefSeq names its product trafficking protein particle complex subunit 5 (gene trappc5). Gene Ontology annotation, cellular component: TRAPPII protein complex; TRAPPI protein complex; TRAPPIII protein complex. The coding region runs from base 104 to 670 and encodes 188 amino acids. Lineage: Eukaryota; Metazoa; Chordata; Actinopteri; Pleuronectiformes; Pleuronectidae. Gene Ontology annotation, biological process: endoplasmic reticulum to Golgi vesicle-mediated transport. The transcript has 3 exons. The record is from RefSeq and is a predicted model, not a curated record.